CCAGGAUCCAGGUUUAGCUGACGCUCCCAUCCCCUAGCUCAUCACAUUUUCUAUAAGGCGCGUUCCUGCUCGCUCACGCACGCGCAAGCCUUGCAGUUUCUUGUUCGUUUAGCUGCGGACUGUACCAAGUAAACCCGGACAGCGAGGGGCAAAGCCCGGAACCCCCUGCGCGGGUCUCGUCGACGGCCCAACUCGGAGAGCCCCUCUUCCCACAGUACGACGGGAAUGGUCCAUCUCGCCGCGCAAGCGCCCUAGGCUCUUCACGCCGCUUUGCACUGCCUCCUACCCGACUUGCAGCGCAGGCGCAGAGCCGAGGCGUGCAGCCGCCGCCGCCGAGCCAGAGCGGGGGCAGCUAGCGCCGCAUCCCGCUCUACCUGCCAACAUCCUGCAUUGGAGAACUUGUGACCCAGGUGUGGCUCUGAAGAGCUGGCCGGGGAGGGACGCUGCCCAGCUGCUGCUCUUCUCCUGUCUCCUGUCCCCUCCCCUGGCCAUGACAGAGACCCGUGAGCCAGCUGAGACUGGGGGCUAUGCCAGCUUGGAAGAAGACGAUGAGGACCUCUCUCCAGGCCCCGAGCAUUCCUCUGACUCUGAGUACACUCUCUCAGAGCCAGACUCCGAAGAGGAAGAAGAUGAAGAGGAGGAGGAGGAGGAGGCCACUGAUGAUCCUGAAUAUGACCCUGGCUACAAGGUGAAGCAGCGCCUGGGGGGAGGCCGGGGGGGCCCAUCCCGCCGGGCCCCCCGUGCAGCCCAGCCCCCAGGCCCCCCAGCCCAGCCCUGCCAGCUCUGUGGCCGCUCGCCCCUUGGGGAGGCCCCACCAGGGACCCCGCCCUGCCGGCUCUGCUGUCCUGCUACAGCCCCCCAGGAAGCUCCAGCCCCUGAAGGCAGGGCCCUCGGGGAGGAAGAGGAGGAGCCACCUCGGGCUGGGGAGGGCCGACCAGCUGGGAGGGAGGAGGAGGAGGAAGAGGAGGAGGAGGAGGAGGAGGAGGAGGAGGGCACCUACCACUGUACAGAGUGUGAGGAUUCCUUCGACAACCUCGGGGAGCUGCAUGGGCACUUCAUGCUGCAUGCCCGGGGGGAGGUGUAGGGGGAGACCCCACCCAGGGAGCUUGGCCAAAGGGGUGGGGUGGGAGGAGGGGGCAGAGGAAACUGGGGGAGGGUCACAAUGGUCAUGGGGGAUGGGGGUAACGCCAAUCUGUGUCGUCUUAGCAGUAGAUGUGUGAAGGCCAGAAUAAAAGCCAAAUUCUGUGUGUGUUGG
This is a messenger RNA of Callorhinus ursinus (northern fur seal), 1255 nucleotides long. RefSeq names its product zinc finger protein 428 (gene ZNF428). Lineage: Eukaryota; Metazoa; Chordata; Mammalia; Carnivora; Otariidae. The record is from RefSeq and is a predicted model, not a curated record.